GCUCAGCGUAAUAAUAAAUGUUAAAAGCAAACUCGUAUGAAUCAAAUAUUCCUCCUCCUUCAGCAUCAUCUAACCGGUCUGCUAACGAAUGAGCGGCGACCGUUUCAAGUCGGUUUGAAAAAAAAAAAAAAUGUCUUGGUACAUUGACGUCAACGGCUGUCUUGUCACGUGAUCAAGCUACCUCCAUCCCUGUGCGUCACUGUCCAAUAUGGCGGCACAGCCUGCUCCUACCAAGACAGCAGGCAAAAACAUAGAAAUAGUUCGUGGACAGGUGUUCGAAGUCGGCCCAAGAUACACAAACCUCUCGUAUAUUGGAGAGGGUGCAUAUGGCAUGGUUGUAGCAGCAACAGACAAUGUGACAGAUACACGAGUAGCGAUUAAAAAAAUUUCUCCAUUUGAACACCAAACAUACUGUCAGCGAACGUUACGAGAGAUCAAGAUUCUCAAUAGAUUGAAACAUGAAAAUAUCAUCGAUAUAAGGGACAUCUUGCGAGCUGCAUCCCAGGCAGAAAUGAAGGAUGUGUACAUUGUGCAGUGCCUGAUGGAGACAGAUAUGUACAAGCUGCUGAAGACACAGCAGCUCAGCAAUGACCAUGUCUGUUACUUCCUCUACCAGAUCCUUCGAGGCCUAAAGUACAUACACUCCGCCAAUGUCCUGCACCGUGACCUGAAGCCCUCUAAUCUUCUUCUGAACACCACAUGUGAUCUCAAGAUUUGUGAUUUUGGACUUGCACGGAUUGCUGACCCUGACCACGAUCACACUGGAUUCCUGACAGAGUAUGUUGCCACCCGCUGGUAUCGGGCCCCAGAGAUUAUGCUGAACUCAAAGGGUUACACGAAGUCUAUUGAUGUAUGGUCUGUGGGAUGCAUACUGGCAGAAAUGCUUGGCAACCGACCGCUGUUUCCAGGAAAACAUUAUCUGGACCAGCUGAAUCAUAUCCUGGGUGUGCUGGGCUCGCCAAGCCAGGAAGAUCUUAUGUGCAUCAUUAAUGAUAAGGCACGGGGAUAUAUACAGUCUUUGCCUCUUAAAUCCAAGGUGCCAUGGAAACGCAUGUACCAGAAAGCAGAUCCAAAAGCAUUAGACCUUUUGGACAAGAUGCUGACCUUCAAUCCAAACAAGAGGAUCAACGUAGAGCAAGCUUUGGCACAUCCAUACCUUGAACAGUACUAUGACCCCGGGGAUGAGCCUGUAGCUGAGGAACCUUUUACAUUUGAAAUGGAAUUGGAUGACCUACCAAAGGAACAGCUAAAAGAACUCAUUUACCAGGAAACUCUCAAAUUUCAGCCAGCAGACGUUCCCAUCAAAGAAUGAGCAUCAGUUUUACUGAGGCAGAGAGAAGUGAGCAGGUUUGUCACAUCGUGUCAAAUCCUCUCAAAAAGCCAUUGAGUGGCUUGACUUGGGAGCACCAAGGAACCAAAGUACAACGUCUCGCAGUCUCCUCUCUACAGAAGGAGUUGAUGUUUCUUUUUUUUAAAAAAAGUGUGGUGGCAAGUGCACAAAUUCUCAACUUUGUAAAUAUUGUCUAGUGAUUGUCCUAUCAACUUUACCUGACUGACAGUUUCAUUUGAAAUGUAGAGGACAGUUUGCAACAAAAGAGCCUUUGGCAGAAAGUGAUAACUGGACCACAUUGGGUCUAAUACCAGAGCUGCCAAAGAUAUUUAAGUGGGUUGGUGGGUUGGGGGUAAUGGGUGAUGAAAGGCUAGAAAAGUGACACUGUUAUCUCUGAUUUGGACUACAGCUUUUUUUUUAUUUUGGUUUGUUUUUGGAUGUGUGCACAAAAUAGUUUGUCUAUAGGUAUUCAUCAUGAUGUCUCUCUUUUGUAAACUUCAGGAGAUAGUGCAGGACAUUGUUGUCAUCCCUGUUUGUGAAGAAUGAUCUCGAUUUGGUGUGCUUGUCCCUUCAUUGUUGGUUUGGGAGAUAAAUUUUGCUUGCUACCACAAUCCUUGGCAAAUGAGGUUUCUACAAGCCUUAACUAAAAAAUUACAUGCUUUUCUUUACACUUAAAAUCUGCCAUCUUUUUUUACUUUUAUUUCUAAACCUUACCUAGAUAUGUCAGUAGAUGUACUUGAAAAACUGAGAAAGGAACUUUUUCCGAGGGAAUAAUUGGGAGAAAACAAUGCUGACUGUUUGGAUGUGUGAUCUGUAUUUCAAAUGCUGUUAAUCCAUGACACCAUGCCCUGAGGGAAAGAAAUGCUUUCCCCUUCCACCCUGUGGCAGAUCUGUCACUGCUUGAAAGACUGUGUUCCGUAAGUUGUGAUUUUAUUUCCUGUACAUAUCAUUGCAGAGUAGUUUGUGUGCAACAGUUGUAAAACAUACCUGAAGAUUGAUUAACACACAUGCUACAUCUUUUGUCCUAUCCAUAAAAAUCAGAACAUGUAACUCAUUUAUUUGUAUUCAGAUAGUGCUUGUAGUUUUUAUAUCUGUUGGCACAUGUGCCUAGGUAGCGAUUUGAAGUGCAGUCUUUUUUUCUUCUUCUUUUUUUUUUUUUUUAAGCUUGCUCCUGUUUAUGUCGUUGGUAGUGGAUGUUGUAACAAAUUGGCAAGCAAAUGCAAUCCGGAAAUAAGUGCUGCAACAAAACUUAGUUUAAUGCUUUGAGUAUGCUAUUUUCACUUGUUAGCUAAGGUGGCCGUUUCUGGAUGGAUGGCACAGCAUAGAGGGAUUGCUUUAUAAACAAGGGUGAAGCAAGUAGUCUGCAUUACCACUUCUGAUGAAUAAUGUAGAAAAAUGUGAGUUGUUUUGUUACAGAAUAUAUACUGCAAAUGGUGUAAGUUGUCGUUCUUGAGGAGAAACUCAUAAUCUUGACUGUGGUUUCAGGGUGGCUGGUACUGCUCCUGUUUAUAGCUUAAUUGUGAUUACCUUGUGAUCAAAGGAUUGACUGCCAUAGAAUAAAUUGUUAGUUGCCCAUUGGGGGAGAGGGAAAUUGAGUAGCAGAUAUAUUUAGAAUGUAUGGAUACUAUGGAGUGGAAACUGUUCCACAAACCUCAGGUGGAAAAGUAUUUUUUACUCCUUGAGCAUGGUAAUAGUGGAGUAGACAGACGUAGUUUCCAUAUGGGAAAAUUAUUACUAGAAUUUGAUCCGAUCACAACCCAUACCUAGGUUUAAAGUAAACACGGUGCUGUCCUUUGGCAUGCAUGACAGUACAAGUGGUUAUAUAGAGACAGUGGCUCACUCCCUCAAUGAUUUUGAUUUGCAGAAUGAUUAGUUAAGAGCAAAUUCACCUGGACAUUUUGCUGGAUGUUUUAGCUGGCUUUCAUCAGCUGUUAUGGAGCUUUGUAUGGCAUUUAAAUGACAGAACAGGUAGUUGGCUUGUAUUCAUCAUUUAAAAAAAGCUAGUAGCCUUCUUUUUUGAACCCUUGAAGUCCUGGUGCCUGUAGUAAGCAUUUGUGAUGCUGCAUGGUAGCCUUCAUUGAACAGUUAUAGUUGAACUCGUCACAGUACUGCAGUCGGAAGCAUUGAGCAUGCAAGGAUAGCACUAGUGAAAGGAAUAGGCUUUUAGCCAUCAGUUACAGCUUUUGCAUAGAGAUUCUAUUUUUGCCUGUGAGAUGUGUUUUGCAUUGCUUGCACAGUUUACAAGAUGUGUACAAGAUUUAGAAACAUUUAUAUUAAAUGCUACACUGGCGGACUUCAAUGUUUACUUGGAAAAUAUGGCAUGGAAUGAAUUUAUCGACAACCACUGUUUCACAAGUGAUAUUUGAAAGACGAGGAUUACUUACUGAAUCUAGAAUUUACUGAAUUCAAGAACUGCAUGCCUUAUACACCCACUUGUGUAUGCAUUUCCAGUGAAAGCAACAUUGACAUGACAGCCUGAGGUUUAGGACAACCACGGAUGGCAAUCACAGUCUUAGCUUCCUGACGAUGCAGCUGUGCAUCUGAACCAUUUAUGUUUAUUAAAAAUUUUAAUAUCCAAGCAUAGUAUUAACAAGCUGCAAGUGGUUUCUAAAAAAAAUUAAAGCUGGAACAAACAUGUUUCCAUGCAAGCUGCAGAAUAGCUUUGUUGUGGUUCUUUGAUAGGCAAAGUGAAAGCAGGGUGGUUAUAAGAAACCAGUAACAAACUUUUUAAAAUUCUCUAGGGUUUUUUAAUUUUAAUGUACACCAAAUAAAGUAUAGACUAAGAAUAGGUUUGCUGUGCAUUAGUGAAUGUUGAGCAGUAUGGAAGAUGAGAAACGGCCAACAAUUAAAAAAAAAAAAUCAUUGAAAUCAUUGUAGCAUAUCUAUAUAUUGGUAGAUUGAUGUAAUUACUCCCCCUACUCUUUCCAAGUCAUCAUUGUUCUCAUUCGUAGUGAAACACUGCAUGAAAACCGCUUAACUUUCAACUUUUUUUGUAGUUUUUAAAUUGCUUAUGAAGAUCUAGAUGCUGCAAAAAGAUUAGGAUUUGAACAGAAUGUUCCUAAGAAAAACAUGGGGAUGGGAGGGCAGUUUGGGGCAUAAGCCUUGGGGUUUAUGUACAGUGCUGCUAAUGGCGUUUUUUUAAAAUACAAAAAUGAUUACUUUGGGGCCUGGAUGUCAGUAAAAUUAUAUUAUACAUCCGUCUGA
Molecule: messenger RNA, 4534 nt
Organism: Pomacea canaliculata
Lineage: Eukaryota; Metazoa; Mollusca; Gastropoda; Architaenioglossa; Ampullariidae
Product: mitogen-activated protein kinase 1-like
Exons: 11
Coding region: 209-1312 (367 amino acids)
Biological process (GO): intracellular signal transduction; protein phosphorylation
Cellular component (GO): cytoplasm; nucleus
Molecular function (GO): ATP binding; MAP kinase activity
Source: RefSeq, a predicted model, not a curated record